AUGCUAAAUAAGUAUCUAGAUGGCCCAGAGAAAAGGAGAGGGUGUGUUCUUAACCCCCUCCCCUCGGGAUCUGCCAAUGUCAAGUUUGUAAUAGUCAAUGUAGACGGUUCACUAGAAUACUGCGUAGACUUCUACAAUGUUGGGAACGAGUGUAGAGAGUGUCCCCCUGGGUAUUACGGAAAGAACUGUUCCAGACCAUGUCCGCCACCACGAUAUGGAAUUAGAUGCACUCUGAACUGUGACAAUUGUUCAAACUGUAAUCACAUAUAUGGAUGUGGAGAUGCUACAGAGUCGGAGACAAAUACAGUGGACCAUUUCAUGUCCCCAGAGUCUACGGUGAAAGUUACAGAAAAUGCAACGCGUGAAGGAAAUGGUAACAAUACGUCUGAAUUUCACUUCGAUGUUAUUUUUACAGGAAUCGUAAUAACAUCCGGGACACUAAUAUCCUUGGUGCUGAUACUAAUAGUUAUAAGAGAAUUAUACAGACACAAGAAAUUUUCAGGUCUUAGGAAUGCAAAUAAAGUGCCGUGCAGAACGCAUGAAGUAGACGACACUUACGCAUAAAUUAAUGAGUUCAUGGAUAUUGUAGUUUUACCCGAGGAUAACGAGAUUACAGGUUCAAAUCAAUGUAUCAGUAAUGGACAUCCAUCUUUCCCUGAGAUAGAAGAAACCGGAUGUGAAGAAUAUGUUUUAUAGCACUGUGGGCAAAGAGAAAGUUCUUUCAAAGGAUAAAACCAGACAGGUUAAUGUAAACAGUGUUUACAAUAGCAAAGAGAGGAACAAGCAGGAAUCGUAUUUUGACGUACAAAGUAUCACAAGCACUGUGAACUGUUUUGGACUGAAGGAUAUGAAUAACAGUUUGAUAUCCUUUAUGCUGCUGAUGUUUAUGUAAAUGACAAAACUAAAACCACGUAUUUUUAAUAUUACA
Molecule: messenger RNA, 928 nt
Organism: Ostrea edulis (European flat oyster)
Lineage: Eukaryota; Metazoa; Mollusca; Bivalvia; Ostreida; Ostreidae
Exons: 4
Coding region: 1-564 (187 amino acids)
Source: RefSeq, a predicted model, not a curated record